This is a messenger RNA of Botrytis fragariae, 1149 nucleotides long. RefSeq names its product putative duf1295 domain protein. Gene Ontology annotation, cellular component: membrane. The record is from RefSeq and is a predicted model, not a curated record. The transcript has 3 exons. Lineage: Eukaryota; Fungi; Ascomycota; Leotiomycetes; Helotiales; Sclerotiniaceae. The coding region runs from base 1 to 1149 and encodes 382 amino acids.
AUGGCCGAACAAGAUACACAUGCCUCUCAUUUUGGAGGCCAUCCUAUUCCUACUGAGAAAGUAACAGAGAAGGUAUCAAAAUGGAAUUUGGCAAGCCUGGGCAAGGCAUCAACGAAUAACACUUCCAACUCUGCCGUCUCAGAACAAGAUCGUUUCAGAUCCAACUCCUCUAUUAUCCCACCAUGGAAUCCACAAGUCAACGCCACAGCAAUUGGUCUACUACAACGCAGUUUUCUCCCCGCUUUAACCACCAACACAACACUCUCACUCAUCUCCUACACCAUCGCUCGUCUCACCAACCGACUUGAUCUCAAAGACAUCCUCUGGCCCCUCGGCCCCCUCAUCACUUCCUGGACCCUCGCCCUCGAACGCCACAACUUCGACAUCUCACAAACAUGGACCCAUCUCGCCUAUCCUCAAAAACUCAUCAUGGCAGGUCUCACAGCCUGGUCUCUCCGUCUCUUCUACCGCAUCACAUCGCGAGCCAUCUCUCGCGGUGAAGACGACGCGCGCUAUACCUCUUUACCGAAAACGAGAGACUUUUGGAAUAAAACACUCUUUUCGACAUUUCUGCCUGAAGCGCUCGUGCAAUCUAUCAUUGCGCUUCCGUUUGCGAUGAGUUUGGCGGCGCCCGAGGUCCUGAUUGGAAACCAACCACUUCCUGGUAAUCCGGGAUGGCAACUGGCUAAUGCGGCUGGGGUAUUUCUUUUCACGACGGGAUUUGCUUUGGAAGCCGGUGCGGAUUGGCAGUUGGAGAGUCAUAAAAAGGAACGAACGGUGGGAUUGUUGAGAGAUGGUGUGUGGAGUAUUGUUAGACAUCCUAACUAUCUAGGAGAUGCACUUAUCCAUGCUUCUUUCCCACUCAUUCUUUACGGAGCAGGAAUCUUCCAUCCUCUCAUGCUUCUGGCUCCUCUUGCAAACUACGCGUUCUUGAGAUAUGUAGGAGGAGAUGGACAAAAUGAGAAGAGUCAGGAAGAGAGGUAUGAGGAGAGAGAUUUGAAAAAAGCAAAGGAUUUGAAGAAUUACAAGAUGGAGAAGAAUAGUUUCUGGCCGCGUGUAGAUGAAUUGAAAAAUGAAUGGACUUGGAUUGUUGUGGGGGCUGGAGUGGCAGGUGUGAUUGGUGAGUGGGGAGUUAGAAAGUUUUUGUGA